AUGUCUAUCAUUCCGCCACCGUUCCUCAGCCUUCAGCCGAUUUCUGGAAGCUUCCCGUUUCAGGCCAAGUUCAUUCCGAUUCAGGGAAACAUGAGAGUCGUUCUGGGCUCCCAGGUCGAUCCUCAGCAUCGUUCGAGACGAGCAGCGCCAACGAAUGGUUAUUUCGCCCCCAUACCGUCCUCAACUACUGGCGCAGCUAUCGUGCCGCUUAGCCUAGACUCUAGGCACGCGGAGGCUUGGAUUUCGAAUAAUAUGCUUUAUAUCAGGGACCUUGGAACUGGCUACGGCACUUUCGUGAACGGCGCCCGGUUGGAAGGCCCCUAUGCUCUCAAACGAGGCGACAUACUUAAACUCGGAGUUGAGAUCCCUCGCAAUGCGAAUACACCUCCGUACAUUGCAGACGAGGAGCUGAAACCCAUCCUUGCAAGGAUUAGCUUCUCUGGGGUCUCGAAUUAG
Molecule: messenger RNA, 456 nt
Organism: Marasmius oreades (fairy-ring Marasmius)
Lineage: Eukaryota; Fungi; Basidiomycota; Agaricomycetes; Agaricales; Marasmiaceae
Exons: 3
Coding region: 1-456 (151 amino acids)
Molecular function (GO): protein binding
Source: RefSeq, a predicted model, not a curated record